GGAAGGCUGUGUUAAAAUUCAUGGCAUGGUUCGGGACUUUGCAAUAUCAGUUGCAUCCGAAGGCAAUCAUGGCUUCUUAGUAAGAGCAGGUGUUGGUUUGAAGGAGUGGCCGAAGAGGGAGACAUUUGAGCACAACACAAUCAUCUCAUUGACAGACAACAAUAUUCUAGAGCUUCCUGAAGGACUAGAAUGUCCAAAACUCCAAAUGUUACUACUGGGUGAGAACGAGGAGUUUGAGGUGAUCCCAAAUGAAGUUUUUGAAGGAAUGGUGGGACUAAAGGUUUUGGAUCUCAGUGAAAGGAUUGGUGUUCACUCUUUACUUCCAGUAUUCCCGGGCGCUUCUUCACACCGACCAAGGAUCUUGACACUGCCAUCAUCACUCAAUUUAUUGGCAAAUCUUCGGACUUUGCACUUGGAUCGCUGCAGAUUAGGUAACUUGUCUCUAAUUGGAAAACUAAAGAAACUUGAAAUUCUUAGCUUCUUUGUUUCUGAUAUCAAAGAGUUACCAAUGGAAAUAAGAGAACUGAGCAAUCUGAGGCUGUUGGAUUUAAGUUUCUGCCAAAAACUAAAAACCAUUCCGGCAAAUCUCUUAUCACAUCUGUUUCGUUUGGAGGAACUGUACAUGGGAGGUAGCUUUAGGAAGUGGGAGGAUGGAGGAAGUAGUAAAGCGUGCCUUGCUGAACUGCAAUCAUUGUCCCAUUUGUCCAUUUUAUGCGUGGAACUCAAACAUAUGGGAUGUUUUCCUGAAAAUCUCCUCCUCCCAAGUUUGGCUAAAUUUGAGAUAACAAUUGGGUACGAUUCAAUGAAUUGUUAUCCAAAUUCAAGAAACUUGUAUCUCAGAGACACUGCAUUAGUCGAAGGGAUUAAGGCCUUGUUUGGAACAACAGAAAACUUGACAUUGUAUUGCGCAACAAAGGGCUUAACAAAUUUUCUCCCUGGCAUAGAUCAAAAGGGUUUAAAUGGAUUAAAAACUCUCAAUAUUAUAAGUGCUGAUGAAAUGAUCCAUCUCACAGAUACCACCAAAUGGAAUCCACCAAUUGUAUUUGCAGAGUUGGAGGAACUACAUCUUAGGAUUUUGGAUGGGAUGCCAGCUAUCUGCAGUGGCUUCCUUCCCUCCGGGUCCUUCCAGAAACUCCGAAUCUUGAAGAUCGAAUGGUGUUCUGCAUUGUGGUAUAUUGUUUCAGACAAUUUGCUUCCAAGGUUACAAAAUUUGGAACAAGUCACAGCAUAUAAUUGUGGAAACGUGCAGGCGAUAUUUAAAAUCGAAGGAAAUGCUUGCAAGGAAGAGAAUUCCUUGCUCCUCUCUACUCUGAAAGUUUUGAGGCUAGAAAGUUUGUUUCAUUUGAUGUACAUAUGCAAAGGCUCCAUCAGAAAUGUGAGCUUCAUGAGACUAACAGUUGUGGAGAUCAAACACUGCCAGAACAUUGCUCAUCUCUUUUCGACUUCCAUGGCUCAAAGUAUGUUGCAACUGGAGAUUCUCAAGAUAGAAAGCUGUAUUAGAAUGGAGGCAAUUGUUCCAAAUGUGGAGACAGGGUUGGAGUUUCCGAACCUAAAAGAAUUACAGGUGAAAAGAUGCCUUGCAAUGAGGACUCUAUUCUCAGUUGCAGUUGGCAAUGCUCAAUCAGAAGGAGAAGAAAAGAAGAAUAUAAUUUUCGCUCGACUGGACAGAUUCCAACUCAUAAAUAUGCCAGUCCUUGAGAGGCUUUGUUCUAUGGAUUACGGCGUUGAACUUCCAUCUUUAAAAGAAUUGGAAGUGGAAAAAUGUCCUAUGAUGAAGAACUUUUCUGAUUUUGGGUUCAAGGGUAUGCCAAGUGCGGUGAAAAUUCAAGUAGACGAGGAUUCGGCUUUCCAGAAGUGAAGGCAAUUCUUCAACAAGGAUGGUUGUGGAAGUACAAUUCUCAAGCAAUUCUUAAACAAAGUUGGCGGGGAAACACUCUUUUAGGUCAUUCGAAUUUAUGUAGUAAUAUUGUUCUGGCUAGGGAUUUUCCGUGUGCCUGUUGUAAACUUGUGGUUGAUUUUGUAAUUUCAACUCAAUAAAUCAUAUAAUACUGUCUGAUGCGGUUGUGUUGUUAUGUUGGUGUAUUAUAGCCAUCUUAUUUUCCAUCAUGCAUAAAUAAAAUGUUCUUCACUUGUUAGGAUCAAUGGUUCCAUUCACUGGUAGUUCAAUGAAACACGUUUUUCCUUAAAAAAGAAAGCAAUUGUGUGCUCCAUUGAUGCCUCAAGGUAAAGAUGGGUGACUGGGUGACCUAAGUGCAUGUGACUCUCGCUAAAGUAGAGUCUAAGAAGGGCAAGAUGUAAAUUGAUGCCUCAAAGUGUUGGAAAUUAUUGGGCGUGCAACCGAUAAUGAAUUCCACUGUGCUUGGAAAAGUUUUAUCAUUAAUCGUAUAAAUCUGCAUAAUGCAGCGCCUUCAAAAGCAUUGCAAGCACAACUAUAAGCAACCUUGUAUUCAAGGCAGAAGAGAACAAAACUACCAA
Molecule: messenger RNA, 2475 nt
Organism: Camellia sinensis
Lineage: Eukaryota; Viridiplantae; Streptophyta; Magnoliopsida; Ericales; Theaceae
Product: putative disease resistance protein At4g27220
Molecular function (GO): ADP binding
Source: RefSeq, a predicted model, not a curated record